Molecule: messenger RNA, 8707 nt
Organism: Anarrhichthys ocellatus (wolf-eel)
Lineage: Eukaryota; Metazoa; Chordata; Actinopteri; Perciformes; Anarhichadidae
Product: retinal-specific phospholipid-transporting ATPase ABCA4-like
Exons: 49
Coding region: 854-7753 (2299 amino acids)
Biological process (GO): transmembrane transport; lipid transport
Cellular component (GO): membrane; intracellular membrane-bounded organelle
Molecular function (GO): ATP hydrolysis activity; ABC-type transporter activity; lipid carrier activity
Source: RefSeq, a predicted model, not a curated record
GUAUGUUAUACAGUAAACUGAUUGAUUUACCAAGCCGCAUGGCAGCCUGUGGAUCUAGAGAGAUGCUAAUAUUUGUUAAUUUACAAUUAAAAGUUGCAUAUUAAUUGUUUACCAGUUGUGGGAUUAUUAUUAACAAGUGGGAUUAUGCAGUAUAACGUAGGCCAGGUGGUUAGGUCAUGUAGGCCUCUGCUAAUACUCUCAUCUGCUUGUAGUCUCCCAGCACUGAGAGAGAAGAUUAAAAUCAAUCUGCUUAACUAUUCACAAGGUCUAGAUUCUAGGUGUGUAGCAACCCUAAGGAGCACUCGGUAGAAUAUGCGGUGUUACGCUUUAUGUAUUGGGUAUCGCUCUACGGUGCAAGUGUUCCUCUGAGGUAAGUGCUAUGUCAUUCUGGGCUAUAGCCAUGCUUUGGGAUUUAUUCAAUGUAUAUUUAAUUCGUAAUGUGGUAGCCAUAACAUUGAACAAUAGUUGUUCCUGACCGAGAUUAAAGUUAAUUUUGUUACAUGUACCGGGAAUGUGCGAUAUUCAGUGUAGUGACUUUAACCAUGAAUAGUGCUGAGAGGACGUUUAGAGCAAUAGAAAGGUCUAUUCUUGUUAUGCUGACCAUGUGAAGUGUCUUGAGCUCAUUGACCUCAUUACAGAGCUUUUGCUAGUAUGGCGCACUCACAGGACGAAUGGACGGACACAGGACUUCAUCCACAAAAUCUAGCUUUCCAAAUACAAAUCAUUUUUUAAGUCAUAAAUGUUUUUCUAGAACUUGAGGUAGCUUCAUUAAGCUCGUAAGAGUAAUGUGGACUGGUUGAAUACAGGUUUGUUGGCCGGUGGCAGCCCCUGAGGGGGUAGAAAAAGACGUACCAUGGGGGCAGGAAGAGAGGUCAAACUCCUGCUGUGGAAGAACUGGACCAUCCGCAGGAGGCAGAGGAUGCGUUUCUUCAUGGAGAUUAUGUGGCCUGUUAUGCUCUUCAUGGGGCUAGUGUGGCUAAGACGAGUGAAUCCACUCUACCGUCAACAUGAAUGCCACUUCCCCAACAAGGCCAUGCCCUCCACAGGUGUCCUGCCAUGGAUCCAGGGAAUCUUCUGUAAUGCCAACAACCCUUGUUUUCAAUACCCCACUCGGGGUGAAUCUCCCGGCCUGGUGUCCAACUACAACAACUCCAUAUUGGCUCGUUUCUACGCGGAUGCCCAGGAGCUUCUUUUUAGUGACCCAGAGUUUCGGCAGCUCGGGCGCCUCUGGAAAGAACUGAAUGCUAUGAGUAACUUCAUGGACACCCUGCGCACCCAUCCUGAACAGAUCUCAGGCCGAGGAGUAAAGGUGGAGACUAUCCUGAAGGACGAUGAGACUCUGACAUCAUUCCUGCUUCGAGACAUUCCUCUGACAGAGUCUGUAGUGUAUCAGCUAGUCAAUGCCCAAAUCAGGCCUGAACAGUUUGUCUUUGGGGUUCCAGCCUUGCAUUUAAAGGACAUUGCCUGCAGCCUGACCCUGCUGGAGCGAUUCCUCCUCUUCCCCAGCCGCCGAGGGCUCUACGCUGUUCGCAAUGCCAUGUGCAUCCUUACCCCUCAACGGCUACAGAUCAUUGAGGACAAAUUCUAUGCUAAUGUUGACUUUUUCAAGCUCUUCAGACUGCUUCCUCUUGUGCUGGAUAAUCACUCUGAAGGCAUUGAAAUUCAAAUCUGGGUACAGGUCGUCUCUGCUGUCUCGGACAAACUGCGAGAGUUGUACCAGAGGAAUAGCUCUAGGGAGCUUCUCCAGGUCAUGACUCCUCUCUUCCAGAACAGUCUGUCCUUCAGGGAGGUGAUGGCCACUGCCUCCAGCCUGGUAUGUGGCUACACUGAGGGCGCUUUCUCCCGAGUCACCUCCUUUAACUGGUACGAGGACAAUAACUACAAAGCUUUCAUGGGCAUCAGCAGCCACAGGGCACAGGGCAACUACACAUACGACAACAGCACCACUCCUUUCUGCAAUGAUCUGAUGAAAGAGCUGGAGUCCAACCCUGCCACCAAGAUUGUGUGGAACUCUGUCAAGCCGAUGCUGAUGGGACGGAUCCUCUACGCUCCUGACUCGCAGGCUGUCCGGCAGAUCAUACGAAAUGCAAACACAACAUUUGAGGAGCUGGAGAGGCUGAGGACGAUGGGGAAGGCCUGGGAAGAAGUGGCUCCUCAGAUCUGGGCUUUUUUCCAAGAUGGAGUCCAAAUCAACAUGAUCCGGGACACUAUCCGCAAUCCAUCUGUGAUGGAUUUUAUUGACAGGAGUCUAGAGGAGGCCCUGUUCUCCUCCAAACACAUCCUCAACUUCCUGUACAAUGGCUCACCAGAGGACCGUCCGGCCGACGUGCCUGAUUUUGACUGGCAAGACAUCUUCAACCUCACUGACCGGUUCAUUCGGAUGCUCAACCAAUAUGGGGAUUGUGUGCUCCUGGAUAAGUUUGUGGCUGUGCCUGACGAAGACACCGUCACUUAUUGGGCCUUGGACUUGUUGAAGGACAGCAAGUUCUGGGCAGGUCUUGUCUUUGUAAAUAUGCACCCUUGGACCACCAAUGUCCCACCUCAUGUUAAGUUCAAGAUCCGUAUGGAUAUUGAUGCAGUGGAGCGCACCAAUAAGGUCAAAGACAGGUAUUGGGAUCCUGGCCCCAGAGCUGAUCCUAUGGAUGACUUCCGCUAUGUUUGGGGCGGCUUUGCUUACCUCCAGGACAUAAUAGAACAUGGGAUCAUCAAGACUCAGACGGGAAAGGAGUGGCCACUAGGUGUUUACCUACAGCAGAUGCCCUACCCUUGUUAUGUCGAUGAUCUCUUCAUGCUGACAUUGAACCGCUGUUUCCCCAUCUUUAUGGUACUGGCCUGGGUCUACUCUGUGUCCAUGAUUGUCAAGAGUAUUGUCCUGGAGAAGGAACUCCGGCUGAAGGAGACCAUGAAGGCCAUGGGGGUCACCAACAGCGUCAUCUGGUCCACCUGGUUUAUUGACAGCUUCCUUAUGAUGGGAACUAGCACUGCUCUCCUCACCGCCAUCAUCAUGGGAGGAAGGGUACUAAACUACAGCAACGGCGUCAUCCUCUUCCUUUUUUUGCUCACCUUCACCACGGCUACCAUCAUGCAAUGCUUCCUCCUCAGUGUCUUCUUCAACCAGGCCAACCUAGCAGCUGCCUGCUGCGGCAUCAUUUACUUUGCACUUUACCUCCCGCACGUCUUCUGCUUCGCCUGGCAAGACCACAUCACCAAGGACAUGAAGAUCUUGGUGAGUCUGUUGUCCCAAGUGGCGUUUGGCUUUGGGACGGAGUACCUGUCACGGUACGAAGAGCAGGGCCUUGGUCUGCAGUGGGACAACAUCCAGACCAGCCCUCUAGAGGGGGACGAGUUCUCCUUUCUCACCUCCAUCUGCAUGAUGGGCCUGGAUACUGUGCUGUAUGCUGUGCUGGCCUGGUACAUGGACAAUGUCUUCCCUGGCCAGUAUGGAAUUGGUCGACCAUUUUAUUUCCCCCUCCUGCCCUGUUAUUGGCUCAACAGUGUGGCUCCUGCUUCAGACAACAGCAAACUGGAGAUGAAUAAAAAAGGCUUUGAUAACCUGACAAACAAAAAACAAGGAGAGCAGCAGAAGCAAGAGGUGGAAAACCAAGAUCAGGAAAAAGACCGAGAGAAACCCAAGACUCUGGAAGAGACAGUGUCAUGUGAUCACCAGGAUCAGGGUGAGAGGCUGGUGGAGAACCAGGCUGAGGAGAACCAGAUCAAAGACGGUCAGCCAUUCUUUGAAGCAGAGCCAGCUGACCUGGUGAAGGGUGUCUGUAUCCAGAACCUGGUCAAGGUGUUCGGCAGUAGCUCCACACCAGCCGUGGAUGGCCUUAGCAUCAGCUUUUAUGAGAGCCAGAUUACUGCCAUUCUGGGCCAAAAUGGUGCUGGGAAGACCACCACCAUGUCCAUCUUGACCGGUAUGUUCCCUCCCACCUUAGGGACAGCCACCAUCUAUGGCAAGGACAUCCGCACAGACAUGGACAACAUCCGUCUGUCUCUAGGAAUGUGCCCUCAAUACAACAUCCUUUUUCAGCAUAUGACUGUAGCAGAACAUAUCCUCUUCUACUCGCUGUUGAAAGGCCGUCCAAUAGCAGAGGCCCAGGAGGAAGUGGAGAACAUGCUGCAGGAUCUGGGUCUUCCCCACAAGAGAGAUGAACUGACCCAGAACCUCUCAGGGGGCAUGCAGAGGAAGUUAUCUGUUGCCUUGGCAUUUGUUGGUGGGGCCAAGGUGGUGAUCCUGGAUGAGCCCACUUCAGGGGUGGACCCCUACUCCAGGCGCUCCAUUUGGGACCUGCUGCUCAAAUACCGUGCAGGGCGCACAGUGAUCAUGUCCACCCACCACAUGGAUGAAGCUGACAUGCUCAGUGACAGGGUGGCUAUCAUGUCUCAGGGCCGCCUCUACUGCUGCGGUUCCCCCAUCUUUCUCAAGAACUGUUUUGGCGCUGGCUUCUACCUCACUCUUGUACGACGAAUAAAAGACAAUACUCCAAAGGCCAGCUGUGAUUGUACAGAUGAUUGCUCCUGUACAUGUUCAAAGUGUUCAAAGUUUAAAGUGGACCAGGAAGAGAGCCAGCCUCAAGACAGACAGAUGGAUGGUAACAUGGAAAACAUCACAGCCCUGAUCCACCAUCACGUGCCAGAGGCUCGUCUCAUCGAGGCCAUUGGCCAGGAGCUGACCUACUUGCUGCCAAACCGAAACUUCCAGCCCAGGGCCUACGCUAGCCUCUUCAGGGAGCUGGAGGAAACCCUGGUGGACAUUGGCCUCAGCAGCUUUGGUGUGUCUGACACAUCGCUGGAGGAGAUUUUCCUAAAGGUCACUGGUAAUGGGAAUGCAACUAACAGGAAAUGUAUACCAGAGACAGAUGGGGCUUUGCACACCAAUGGCCAGGGCCCGUGUGAUGUCCCAGAAGGUACUGCAGGCAGGGGAUCCCACCAGGUCAGAGGCCUGUGUCUCACCAUCAAACAGUUCUUUGCUCUGCUGAUCAAGAGGUUGCAUCACGCAACACGCUCCUACAAAGACUUCUUUGCCCAGAUUGUGCUACCAGCCAGUUUUGUUUUCCUGGCACUGACCUUCACGCUGAUCGUUCCACCUUUCGGAGAGUAUCAAAGUCUGACUCUCAGUCCCUGGAUGUAUGGGAGACAGUAUACCUUCUUCAGUAAUGAGCGUCCUACGGAUGCUCAGAUGAGAUACUUUGGUGAGGUGCUGUUGAACAAGCCUGGCUUUGGAACACGUUGCUUGGCGGAUGAACCACUGGAAGAUUUCCCAUGUAACAACAUCACCACGGAGUGGGAGAUGCCCCUGGUAAAUCCUGUCCUAAUAGAUAUGCUGGCCAGCCCAAAAUGGAACUUCCUCCGACCAUCUCCAAACUGUCAGUGCAGCACACCCAGGAAACUCACCAUGCUCCCCGUGUGUCCUGCAGGAGCUGGAGGCCUGCCACCUCCACAGAGGAUCCAGUCAACAGGAGAUGUUCUCAUGGACCUAACGGGCAGAAACAUCUCUGACUACCUGGUGAAGACCUACCCCAGCCUCAUCAGAACCAGCUUGAAGAGCAAAUAUUGGGUGAACGAACAAAGGUAUGGAGGUAUAUCAGUGGGAGGACGCCUUCCUGUUUUAGAGCUGCAGCCAAAGACCAUCCAGGAUCUAGCAGCACAGCUCGGACGACUGCUCAAUGUUACUGGGGGCAAUUACUCCAAACAAACGCUGAAGGACAUAGGGGCAUUCCUCCAGUACAUGGAGACUCAAGACAGUGUCAAGGUUUGGUACAACAAUAAGGGCUGGCAUGCCAUGGUUUCUUUCAUGAACGUGGCCAACAACGCCAUCCUCCGUACAAACCUGCCCAAAGGAGCUAACCUGGACGAAUAUGGAAUCACUGCCAUCAACCACCCUCUCAACCUCACCAAGGAGCAGCUCUCUGAGAUCACUGUCCUGACCACCUCAGUGGAUGCAGUGGUGGCCAUCUGUGUCAUCUUUGCCAUGUCCUUCGUUCCAGCCAGCUUUGUCCUCUAUUUAAUUCAGGAGAGGGUCACCCAGGCCAAACACCUGCAGUUUGUCAGUGGUGUCAGUCCAUUGGUUUACUGGAUGGCCAACUUUCUCUGGGACAUGUUGAAUUACUCCAUCAGUGCAGCGAUGGUGGUGGAAAUAUUCAUCUUUUUUGAUAAGAAGUGCUACACCUCUCCAACCAACCUCCAACCACUUAUUUCCCUGCUUAUGCUUUAUGGAUGGUCUGUGACACCCAUGAUGUACCCCAUGUCCUUCAUAUUCAGUGUCCCCAGCACAGCCUACGUCUCUUUGUCAUGUAUCAACCUCUUCAUUGGCAUCAACAGCAGUGCCCUCACCUUCAUCCUGGACCUUUUUGAGAGCACCACAGCUCUGUACAAGUUGAACCAGCUGUUAAAGGCUGUGCUGCUCAUCUUCCCCCAUUACUGCCUGGGCCGAGGUCUCAUAGACAUGGCCAUGAACCAGGCUGUUACUGAUAUCUACGCUCGUUUUGGUGAGGACUACAGUCCAGACCCCUAUAACUGGAACUUUAUUGGGAAGAACCUAUUUUGCAUGGCUGUUGAGGGAUUUGUCUAUUUCAUCCUAAACAUUUUGUUCCAGUAUCGCUUCUUCAUGGAUCACUGGAUAUCAGAUCGCCCAAAGCCUCCUAUUGUGGACGAAGAUGUAGAUGUGGCAGAGGAAAGAGAGCGACUCCAUAGGAGUGAAAAAACAAAUGACAUUUUACGCAUUCGAGACCUAUCCAAGACAUACAUAGGAACAAUCAUCCCUGCAGUGGACCAAAUCUGUGUUGCAGUAUCACCUGGAGAGUGUUUUGGUCUACUUGGGGUGAAUGGAGCAGGGAAGACCACAACAUUUAAAAUGUUGACUGGAGACAUUGAUGUCACCUCAGGAGCCGCAUCAGUUGCUGGUCACAGCAUUUUAUCCAACAUCCUGGAUGUCCACCAGAACAUGGGAUACUGCCCACAGUUUGAUGCCAUAGAUGAGCUGCUGACAGGUAGAGAACAUCUGCACCUCUACGCCCGCCUCCGUGGAGUUCCUGAGUCGGAGAUCAGCCAGGUUGCAGAGUGGGCCAUCCGGAAGCUGGGUCUGUCAGAGUAUGUAGGCCAAAGUGCUGGAACCUACAGUGGAGGCAACAGGAGGAAACUCUCCACAGCCAUCGCCAUGAUAGGCUGCCCUGCACUGGUGCUGCUGGAUGAGCCCACAACAGGUAUGGACCCUCUGUCCAGACGCUUUCUGUGGAACUCUAUCAUGAGUGUUAUCCAGGAUAGGCGAGCUGUGGUUCUCACCUCACACAGUAUGGAGGAAUGUGAGGCGCUGUGUACCCGCUUAGCAAUUAUGGUUAAUGGAUCCUUUAAGUGUUUGGGAAGCAUUCAGCACCUUAAGUACAAGUUUGGUGAUGGCUACGUGGUGACCAUGAAGAUCAGGGCAGCUAAGCCCGGGUGUGCUCCAGAUCUGAACCCUGCCGAAGCCUUCAUGGAGAGCACCUUCCCUGGCUGCAUCCAGAGAGAGAAACACUACAACACUCUACAGUACAAGAUCUCCUCCUCCUCCCUCGGGAGGGUCUUUCAAAUGGUCCUUGCUAACAAAGACAAACUCAAGAUAGAGGACUACUCAGUGUCACAAACCACCCUUGACCAGGUUUUUGUGAAUUUUGCCAAGCAACAGUCAAGAGAGGAUGACACCAUUGUCUUGCAUCCAAAAGCUGCUGGAGCACAGCGAUAUAUUGAAGCCACACCCUUCAAGUCUUUGGAGAAGUGAACGUAUCUCAAUGAGCCCAAUUGGAAGACUUUCUUUGGUUUUCAAUUCAUUUUAGAAGCCGCUCUGUUGAAAGAAUGCGCCCUACGCGGUAUGUAUGUGUGCUUCCAAGGACUGAAAGUUAGUUGGCAAAACUUUCUCCUCAAAUGAAACAAAGUAGAAGAUUCUCUACAGUGUCAUCAUGAUGUCCUGCCUGGUAGAGACAAGCGACUGGUGCAUGAUCAGUUUGGGGAUCCUAAAAACCCAGAGGAUGAACAGGUUUUCUUAUCUGCAUUUGGACGAGCCUUUGGAAUGGGCCAGUCUUUGUUGAUCUAUUGUGUGGUGUUAGGCCUUGAAAGGCAGUCUGUGAAUGAGGCAGCAAAUGGGACAUGACACAUGUCAUGUCUGACUGAUGAUUCGACAUGUGGCUCUACUUUUCUAGUAACUGGAGUUAGUGGGCUUUGAAUUUAGAAAGUGUGGAGCAUUUGUGUGCCUGCUAUAUGUUCCACGUUCUGCUCACCUUGUAGGCCUUGCAAACUAAAUGAAACAGCUUGAGAUUUAUGACCAUGACUUUGAUUGAUGACAUCUCAUAAAAGUUAAGAAGGCAUAGGUCCUGUGUGUUUUUUGCUUUCAGUUGCCAAGCAAGAUAAUUUUUGCCUUCUGUAGAUGGGUGUAAUAAGCACUCAGAGAAGCAUAGUCAAAGCACUUUAUUGAGGCAGCUUUAGCUGAAGCUUCAUAAUUCUUACAAAGAUGUUCUGCUAGUGCAAUACAACUAAUGAUUUUUACAAAGUCCUCCUGCUAUGCAAUCAUUUUGAUAUUGUGUGAUAUUUUCUUGCCAAUGUCUUUUCAGUCAAUGCCCUUUAUUAUAUAUAUGUUCAACUUUGAUCUGCAUUCCACCAACACCUGGUGUCAUUGCACAAAAGUGAUGUUUCUGAGAGGGGCAUCACGUCAAAUAAAGUAACAUUUUUCCGGACGAUG